AUGGCCCAGGAGCUUGGCAUUAUCAAAAAUCGAAUAGUAUUUUUAGUUAAUAAAGAAAUUUCUCAAUGGAUAUUAAAUCCAUUAAAACGAUUUAAUAAACUUCAAUUUAGUUUAAUCGGUGAAGCAUUUUAUUUAGAUCGAUCAACAUGGAUUGAUGCUACUUUUAAAUCUUCAUUUAUUUCAACAAGUUUACAAUUUAGUUUAAAUAUUAGUUGUUUUGAAAAUGAUCCGACUGUGGACAGAAAAUUUUACAAUUAUUGA
Rotaria sp. Silwood2 is the source of this 261-nucleotide messenger RNA. NCBI's taxonomy places the organism in Eukaryota, Metazoa, Rotifera, Eurotatoria, Philodinida, Philodinidae. The record is from the annotation of a GenBank genome assembly.